Molecule: messenger RNA, 935 nt
Organism: Marmota flaviventris (yellow-bellied marmot)
Lineage: Eukaryota; Metazoa; Chordata; Mammalia; Rodentia; Sciuridae
Source: RefSeq, a predicted model, not a curated record
CCUGUGGGCUCUUAGUUCCUCAGAGAGGAGCUCUGGGGGCAGACUUCCCCUGCGGCCCUGCAGCCCCGGGCGACAUGCUGCUGCUGCUGCUGCUGCUGCCCCUGCUGCGGGGCUGUGGGCGGGUGGAGGGCCAGGGGGGUUAUGACCUGCCGGGUUACACCCUGAAGGUGCCCAGGGAGGUGACAGUGCAGGAGGGCCUGUGUGUCCAUGUGCCCUGCCAAUUCUCCUACCCCUGGAGCCGCUGGACUAACAGGGACCCAGCUCAUGGCUACUGGUUCCGGGGACGGGACAAGAGCACUGAGGCUCCAGUGGCCACCAACGACCCUGCCAGGAAGGUGCGGGAGGAGACCCAAGGCCGGUUCCACCUCCUUUUGGACACAAUAACCCACAACUGCUCCCUGAGCAUCAGAGACGCCAGGAAGACGGACGCGGGUUCCUACUACUUUCGGGUGGAGAGAGGAGACUUGAGAUACAAUUACCUAUAUGACAUGGUCUCAGUGCGUGUGACAGCCCUGACCCCUGACAUCCUCGUCCCUGGGACCCUGGAGUCUGGCCGUCCCAGCAACCUGACCUGCUCUGUGCCCUGGGCCUGUGAGCAGGGGACGCCCACCACCUUCUCCUGGGAAGGGCCCUCUGUGUCCUCCCUGGGCCCCAACAUCAUCCACUCCUCGGUGCUCACCCUCACCCCACGGCCCCAGGACCAUGGCACCAACCUCACCUGCCAGGUGACCCUGCCUGGGGCCCGUGUGACCAGGACAAAGACCGUCCACCUGAACAUCUCAUACUCUCCACAGAACCUGACUGUAACUGUGUCCCCAGGAGCUGGCCCAGGUAGGGAGGGGCCUCGCUGGGGCUGGGGUGCAGGGCCUCUUCAGCUCAGGGCACGGCUGGGUCCCUCUCAGCCUGGACUCACCUGGUGACAGAACCUUGUGUUC